Molecule: messenger RNA, 773 nt
Organism: Nelumbo nucifera (sacred lotus)
Lineage: Eukaryota; Viridiplantae; Streptophyta; Magnoliopsida; Proteales; Nelumbonaceae
Source: RefSeq, a predicted model, not a curated record
GAAUAUCUUAAAUUUAUGCUCUAUUCUUUGCUACCUCAGAACACUAGAGAGACUGCCCAUGCAAUUCGAAAGUUGCCUUUGGCCAAGGCUAAAAGGUAUUUGGAGGAUGUGUUAGCCCAUAAGCAAGCCAUUCCAUUCCAACGUUUCUGUGGGGGUGUUGGUCGAACUGCUCAAGCAAAGAACCGUCAUCCAAAUGGACAGGGACGCUGGCCUGUUAAGUCUGCCAAAUUCAUUCUGGAUUUGCUUAAGAAUGCUGAGAGUAAUGCAGAUGUGAAAGGGUUGGAUGUGGAUUCAUUAUAUAUUUCUCACAUCCAGGUAAACCAGGCUCAGAAACAGAGGCGUCGCACUUACCGAGCUCAUGGGAGAAUCAACCCCUACAUGUCUUCUCCCUGUCACAUUGAGUUGAUCUUGUCCGAAAAGGAAGAAGCUGUAAAGAAAGAGCCUGAGACUCAGUUAGCUCCAAGGAAACCCAGCAAGGCUCAAGCUCUAAGAAGUGGGGCUUCUUCUUGAGAAGUGCGGUAAAGGGGUUCGAUGCUGAAGGAUGUUAUUAGUUGUUUCAACUUCACUUUAAAGGACGAUCUUUGUUUCUUCCGGAUCAAAUUUUGUUAUUUAGAGGCAUUUAGAUCUUUUGUUAUUAAACAAACUUUGCUGGUUUUAUCUUUUGGUUUUGUCGCUAGUGGAAAUUUGGACCAUGAAGAGAUAGUUAAAUAUUAAGGCUGCGCUUGUUUGCAGUGUAAAUAAAAAACUACACUAAUGGAGUUUAACAACGGUUA